AUGCGGCCCAAAAUCCUGUGCCUGCACGGCUGGGGCACUAACGCCGAGAUAUUCCAGAUCCAGUCGCGCCGGCUGGCAGCCCUCCUCGAGCCUCACUUCGAGCUCGUCUACAUCAACGGUCCCGCCGAGGCCUCGCCAGGCCCCGGCGUGCUGCCCUUCUUCGAGGGCUCCGGCCCCUUCUACGGAUAUCUCAACGACUCGAGCGCCGCCGCCGAAGAGGCGGCCGGCGGCUGGGCUGAAGGCGACCUCGACAAGCUGGUGAGCGACUUCCGGCGCGAGGGACCGUUCGUGGGCAUCCUCGCUUUUUCGCAGGGUGCCAAGGCCGCGUGGCACCUGCUCCGGCGGCUCGAGGAGGAGUCGGCCGCGGCCGAUGCUGGACGCAGUCUCGUCACGCCACCAAACUCACAGCAGCGACGAGUCGGCUUCGUCGUGGCCGUCUGCGGCACCGCGCCGUACUUCCAGAGCGCCCCUACCGCGGACAUCAAGCGCGCCGCGGCGGCCCACGUCGUCACGGGCGUCGACACUAUCCACGUCAUCGGUGACGACGACCUUUACCGCGCUGAGAGCGAGGCCCUGGUCGGCUUUUUCGACGCUCCCUCGCGCCUCGCCGUGCGCUUCCCCGGCGCACACCACAUGCCGGCUGACCACGCCUUCAACGCCAGCUUGGCGAAUCUGAUUGUUCACACCUUUGACGCCACGUGA
This is a messenger RNA of Lasiosphaeria miniovina, 702 nucleotides long. RefSeq names its product serine hydrolase FSH. Gene Ontology annotation, cellular component: nucleus; cytoplasm. Gene Ontology annotation, molecular function: hydrolase activity. Gene Ontology annotation, biological process: secondary metabolic process. Bases 1 to 702 code for a protein of 233 amino acids. The record is from RefSeq and is a predicted model, not a curated record. NCBI's taxonomy places the organism in Eukaryota, Fungi, Ascomycota, Sordariomycetes, Sordariales, Lasiosphaeriaceae. The transcript has a single exon.